Chlorocebus sabaeus (green monkey) is the source of this 1135-nucleotide messenger RNA. It is a transcript of the gene TYW3, whose product is annotated as tRNA-yW synthesizing protein 3 homolog. NCBI's taxonomy places the organism in Eukaryota, Metazoa, Chordata, Mammalia, Primates, Cercopithecidae. The record is from RefSeq and is a predicted model, not a curated record.
AGUUUGGACCUUUUCGGCCACCGCUCGCUUCAAUAUGGCCGCCCCCGGGGAGAGACUAGGCACCCAUGAAGGAGCCGAGCGCAAACCCUGAGUCCCUCACACAUGGAUCGCAGCGCAGAGUUCAGGAAAUGGAAGGCGCAGUGUUUGAGCAAAGCGGACCUCAGUCGGAAGGGCAGUGUGGACGAGGAUGUGGUAGAGCUUGUGCAGUUUCUGAACACGCGAGAUCAGUUUUUCACCACUAGCUCCUGCGCUGGCCGCAUCCUACUCCUUGACGGGGGUAUAAAUGGUUUUGAGGUUCAGAAACAAAACUGUGGCUGGCUACUAGUUACACACAAACCUUGUGAAAAAGAUGAUGUGAUUGUAGCUCUGAAGAAAGCAAAUGGUGAUGCCACUUUGAAAUUUGAACCAUUUAUUCUUCACGUGCAGUGUCAACAAUUGCAGGAUGCACAGAUUCUGCAUUCCGUGGCAAUAGAUUCUGGUUUCAGGAACUCUGGCAUAACAGUGGGAAAGAGAGGAAAAAUUAUGUUGGCUGUCCGGAGUACACAUGGCUUAGAAGUUCCAUUAAGCCAUAAAGGAAAACUGAUGGUGACAGAGGAAUAUAUUGACUUCCUGUUAAAUGUGGCAAAUCAAAAAAUGGAGGAAAACAAGAAAAGAAUUGAGAGGUUUUAUAACUGCCUACAUCAUGCUUUGGAAAGGGAAACUAUGACUAACUUACAUCCCAAGAUCAAAGAGAAAAAUAACUCAUCAUAUACUCAUAAGAAACAAAGAAACCCAGAAAAAGCACAUGCCCAGUGUAUUACUAAAGAAAAUGAUAAAGAACUUGAAAAUGAUGAUGACGAUCUAGGAAUCAAUAUUACCAUCUUCCCCGAAGGCUACUAAGCUUUGGUUCUGACGUGUCUUGGUCGUAACCUUUCUAGUAGGUUUUAUAAAGCUGCUCUUUAUAAGAGUAUUUUAGUUUGUUGAGUGUACCAGCCAUUUAGAAAAAUAAGAUGUAAUUUCUCUACAUUUUAGAGAAACCUAUCUUAUGAAAAUAGAUGUCUUUUUAAAAUAGCUUUGUGUGUUUGCUCAUUGAAUACUGCCUUUUUUAGUCACAUAGAGAUUUAUUGCAAAAAUAAAAUUGUGAUUUUUUAAUGAC